Gasterosteus aculeatus aculeatus (three-spined stickleback) is the source of this 2871-nucleotide messenger RNA. Lineage: Eukaryota; Metazoa; Chordata; Actinopteri; Perciformes; Gasterosteidae. The record is from RefSeq and is a predicted model, not a curated record.
GACUCUUCCUGCCACUCCCUGCUCCGCCAGCUCUAUUUCCGCAUUCCACAUCGUCUCAACACGAAGGGUUCCUAAUAUUUCAAGAGUCUCUGCAGUUUUUAAAGUUGUUUUUAAUUCAUUCGCUAGAAAUGUGGAAGCUGCUGAGUACGUUUCUGUUCCUCUCGGUGACGCUGAACGCCGACGGGCUUGUUUACAAGGCCGUCGGUGACACCGUGGUCCUCACAGCGGUCUCUCAGGAGAAACACAUAACCAGCAUCCAGUGGAAACAAGUACCAGACAUCGCUGCCGAGUGGUCCGGGGGGCUUACGACCUACUACAGCCACUUUAAAGCAGGCCGCAGCGCGCUGGAUGUUUCGACCGGAGCGCUGACGAUCACGGGCGUGACGGCCGACCACAGCGGCACCUACACAGCAGAGAUCAACUACAAUAUCGCCAACUCCUUGGAGCUACUAGUCAUCUCCUCUGUCUCCAAACCCAAUAUCUCCACAUGGUGUGACCCCGAGAUGACCUCCUGUAACCUCACCUGUGAAGGCGACACCACGGGAGCCAAGCCGGUGACCUUCAGCUGGCGUUUGCCCGGCGGCUUUGUGAACUCAACCAAGGUGUUGACUAUAACUAUGGACAAGACGGAGACAAGCUACUCGUGUAUCGUGGAGAACCCGGUCAGCAGAGAGGAGAGCGCCGCCAUCCCCGACCCCUUCCCUCAAAAAAGGAACCGGAUGUGGAUAUUACUCUGCAUCAUCCCUCUAGCAGCAGUGAUUGGGAUUGUGAUUGUGAUUGCGCGUGUCCUUAUAUUCAAAUUCAAAUCCCGCAAAGGAUGGACACCAGUUGACCAGAAGCAACCCAACCAGACGACCGACCGUGAGGCCACCGGCCGUGGGGCGACCGACCAUGAAGCAACCAACCAUGAGACGACCGCCCUUGAGGCCACCGACCGUGGGGCGACCGACCAUGAAGCAACCAACCAUGAGACGACCGCCCUUGAGGCCACCGACCGUGGGGCGACCGACCGUGGGGCGACCGACCAUGAAGCAACCAACCAUGAAGCAACCAACCAUGAGACGACCGCCCUUGAGGCCACCGACCGUGGGGCGACCGACCAUGAAGCAACCAACCAUGAAACGACCGCCCGUGAGACAACCGGCUGUGAGACGACCAACCAGAAGCAAACCAACCAUGAGACAACCGUCCGUGAAACGACCAACCGUGAAACGACCGACCAAGAGACGACCGACCAAGAGACGACCGACCAAGAGACGACCGACCAGAAGCAAACCGACCAUGAAACAACCGACCAUGAGACAAACAGCCGUGAGACAACUAGUUGGGAGACGACCGACCAGAAGCAAACCAACCAUGAAACAACAGACUGUGAAACGACCGACCUCAAAAAGCAGUUUUAGAAGAAAGCAGCCGGGUCUACAGUUGACCCAAAUUACUUUUAAGGUGAGAAGUUUUGGUCAGGCAUUUUAGGUAAGUUCCAAUUUCAAAAAGGGGAAGAUGUUCUGGAAGACAGCUGCUCUGUCCCACUGAGAUGUUGUCGAAGGAUUUCAUCAGACAACAAACCACAUUUGUCAAAAGUGGUUGUGAAAGUUGACCGAAAAACUGAAGAGCUCAUUGUAAUAACAUUUUGUUGGGCUCACACUAUUUAGGGAUCAAGAAUCAGGAACAUUUAUUGCCAAAGUGUAUUAGACAUAUGAGGAGUUUGACAUUGGGGGUGGUGCAUAGCGUUGGACAAUGAGACAAUGCGACGGUUGACAACGAGACAGAUCGCACCGUGCAGUGAUUCCCUGUGUGUUCAUGAGCACAUCUUCAUUUACAGGUGCUACUCUGAAAGUGAGUGUUUGAAAAGUACGCUGUUACAACCUAAAUAUGUUUUUGGCAUAAUUUAUUCUUUGCUUUAAUAUGAACUAUUAAAAGAACUCCUUUGUAUUUCAUGACAUGAAUCAUGUGAUCACCUUUGGCCUUAUAGGUCUGAGGUUACAGGGAGAUUUUAGAACAUUUCUAUGUAUAAGAUACUUUUAGGUGAAGGAAGUAUUCAUCAGUUUGAGUCCCACUUCAAAGUGAAUUUGAUGUUCUCAACUUGUGCCUUUUCCUGCUCAGUGAGUCAUGUUUUUGUUUAUUUUGUAUGACUCGGAUUGCACAAAUAAAUAGCGUCGUUCCUGCUUUGUCCACCAGGGGGCACCACUAGCAGCUGUGUCUUAAUGUGUAAAGACAACACACUAAUGUACAUAAGGAUGUUACGACUAAUUGUGAAUCUUAUAGCUAAAUAUAAAUAAACCGCAUACUACUUGCGUGUACUUGUACUGGUUAGUAUACAAGAACUUCCACAUAUUACUUCUGUGGGAGAAUGUUGUCCAGCAACAGGAACCUCAAAGGUUCAUAUCUAAUAUGCAUCCAUCUACCGUGAAUCUACUGACCUCUGUGGUUUCAGAUUUAGAGCCCAAGAGUUUAUAACGUGUCAAAAGCGCUGCCACAGCUCUCCUCCUCUCAGAGGGACGGCGCACAUCAUUCUUCUCUCCCAUUGUGUCCCGCUCACCUGUACAACGUAAGUGCUACCCUCCCGAGAUGACUCUUCCCCAGCGUUGACAGCCGAGAGCAGCGAGGGAAGACUGAUGGAAUUUAGAUUUGGAGCGUAUGUGAGGACACAUGCCCGCGGCGCAGAGGGGAUUUAUGUCUGCGUGUGCUCACAGGAUCAGCACCGGCUCUCCGCACCACCACAGGGAGCCAUGUGUCAAAGGGAUCCCUCCAUUCAGGAGUGGUGGAGGACAAGUUCUGACAAAGCCCAUCACACUUCUGUGGAAAAAAAAAGAAAAGCAGCCAGUUUCUUCUAGGGAAACGUUUGUGAAUAAAAUUGACACUUUUGCUUGA